ACAAACACUUGGUUUGAGUAAAACGCCGUCGUUCCCAGUGUCGUUCACUUCUCUUUCUCUUUCCCGCUCCGCAAUCCUCUUUUCUUCCACAAACCCAACUAAACUUUGGGGUUUAGGGUUUUUCUCUCUCCUCUACAAUCCAAUUUCUCCAUUUCUCCCUCUCUCUCCACAAUCCAGUCACAAUGAUGUACAAUGAUCCUCAGCACCAGCACCAGCACCAGCACCAACAGCACCAGCACCAGCACCAGCAGCACCAGUACCAGCAACAACAGCAGCAGCAACAACAGCAUUUCCACCACCAGCCGCCGGGUCCGGAGUUCCACCGCGGUCCUCCGCCACCGUCGCAACCGCCGCCGGUGAUGCGCCAAGGCUCCGCCUCCUCCACGAAUGUUGCCCCCGAGUUUCACCACCCCGGCCCCGGAGGACCACCUCCUCCUCAUUACGAUGUUCACGGUGAUAGCCAUGGUGCAAAAAGAAUGCGAAAGCUUACUCAAAGGAAAGCAGUUGAUUAUACAAGCACAGUUGUGCGUUAUAUGCAGAUUCGUAUGUGGCAGCGGGAUUCAAGGGAUAGGACAGUACUGCAACCCACCCCGGCAGCAGCAAUUGAUAUGUUGCCAGCAGUUGGCUAUCCAGACAAUCCAUCUACAAGCUUUGCUGCAAAAUUUGUUCAUACAUCCCUAAAUAAAAAUCGUUGCCCCAUUAAUCGCGUUCUUUGGACUCCAACAGGCCGACGACUUAUUACUGGCUCACAGACUGGGGAAUUCACUCUUUGGAAUGGACAAUCUUUUAAUUUUGAAAUGAUUCUUCAGGCUCAUGAUCAAGCAAUCAGAUCCAUGGUCUGGAGUCACAACGACAACUGGAUGGUCUCUGGUGAUGAUGGAGGGGCAAUAAAGUAUUGGCAGAACAACAUGAACAAUGUUAAAGCCAACAAAUCUGCUCAUAAAGAAUCAGUCCGUGACUUGAGUUUCUGUAGGACAGAUUUGAAGUUUUGUUCGUGCUCUGAUGAUACCACAGUUAAAGUUUGGGACUUUGCACGUUGUCAAGAAGAGUGUUCAUUAACUGGCCAUGGUUGGGAUGUGAAGAGUGUGGACUGGCAUCCUACAAAAUCCCUAUUAGUAUCAGGUGGGAAAGACAAUCUUGUGAAACUUUGGGAUGCUAAAACAGGGAGAGAGCUUUGCUCAUUUCAUGGCCACAAAAAUACUGUGCUGUGUGUCAAAUGGAAUCAAAAUGGUAAUUGGGUGUUAACAGCUUCAAAGGAUCAAAUAAUAAAGCUUUAUGACAUAAGAGCAAUGAAGGAGCUUGAAUCAUUCCGUGGACAUCGCAAGGAUGUUACUGCUUUGGCAUGGCAUCCAUUCCAUGAAGAAUACUUUGUCAGUGGGAGUUAUGAUGGUUCCAUCUUCCAUUGGCUUGUCGGACAUGAAACUCCACAAAUUGAAAUUUCCAAUGCUCAUGAUAAUAAUGUUUGGGACCUUGCAUGGCAUCCUAUUGGAUACCUUCUGUGCAGUGGCAGCAGUGAUCAUACAACCAAAUUUUGGUGCAGAAAUAGGCCAGGAGACACUGCACGUGAUAGAUUUAACACUGGCAUGCAAGGAUAUCCUGACCAAAAUCCUGUUGCUGGUCGUAUGGGUGGUAAUUUUCCUAUAGCUGAAGGCCCAACAACUCCAGGACCAUUUGCCCCUGGGUUGACUCGAAAUGAGGGUACCAUUCCAGGUGUUGGAGUUGCAAUGCCCUUAUCUAUUCCUUCUCUUGACAUGCCUCAAGGGGAGCAGAAGCAGCCACAUCCUGUUUCAAUGGGUGCUCCUCCUCUUCCCCCAGGUCCACAUCCCUCUCUUCUUACUGCCAACCAACAACAACCAUACCAACAAAAUCCUCAGCAGAUCCCUCAACAUCAACACCAGGCUCUACCUCCGCAGAUGGGUCCUUUGCCUAUACCUCCAAAUAUGCCACAACUACAGCACCCUUCCCAUUCGCCCAUGGUCCCUCACCAACAUUUGCCUCGCCCUCCGCCCCAAAUGCCUAUUGGCAUGCCAGGAUCUCUACCAGGGAUUUCAUCAGUGCCGACGUCACAUGCAAUGCCAAUGCCAGGUCCAAUGGGGAUGCAAGGAGCGAUGAAUCAGAUGGGUACUCCAAUGCCACAAGGUCCUUAUGUGGGCAUGAAUCAGAUGCAUUCAGGAUCCUUGCCUACAAGUGGAGGGCCACCUCUUGGUGGUUUUCCAAGCAACUUACCUAAUAUGCAAGGGCCAUCAAAUGCCAGUUAUCCUCAAGGUGCUUCAUUUAACAGACCUCAAGGUGGGCAAAUGCCUAUGAUGCAGGGGUAUAAUCCUUACCAGUCUGGUAAUCAAUCUGGGAUGCCUCCAAACGCACAACCAGGGGCAUCACACUCUCAAAUGCCACCAUAGAAUAGGAAAUUGCUUUCUUUAUAGCUGUAAUUUCAUCCCUCAUGAUUUCGGUCCCUUUUUGUGUAAUUCAUGUUUUAAUCUGCUGCUGAAGUUUCGGAUAGAAAAUUGUGUUCCCUUUUGCCGUCAAUUAUUUGUAAUUUUUUCCCGUUUGAUGU
This is a messenger RNA of Cajanus cajan (pigeon pea), 2554 nucleotides long. RefSeq names its product Transducin/WD40 repeat-like superfamily protein (gene FY). The record is from RefSeq and is a predicted model, not a curated record. Gene Ontology annotation, molecular function: protein binding. Gene Ontology annotation, cellular component: mRNA cleavage and polyadenylation specificity factor complex. Lineage: Eukaryota; Viridiplantae; Streptophyta; Magnoliopsida; Fabales; Fabaceae. Gene Ontology annotation, biological process: mRNA 3'-end processing.